Thrips palmi is the source of this 2923-nucleotide messenger RNA. Its product is annotated as fatty acyl-CoA reductase wat-like. Gene Ontology annotation, biological process: long-chain fatty-acyl-CoA metabolic process. The coding region runs from base 113 to 1768 and encodes 551 amino acids. Gene Ontology annotation, molecular function: alcohol-forming very long-chain fatty acyl-CoA reductase (NADP+) activity. Gene Ontology annotation, cellular component: peroxisome. The transcript is spliced from 9 exons. NCBI's taxonomy places the organism in Eukaryota, Metazoa, Arthropoda, Insecta, Thysanoptera, Thripidae. The record is from RefSeq and is a predicted model, not a curated record.
CCAGGAGUGACACUACAGGCACUACACGAGACGCGUUCGCCGCGGAGAAGACUUCGGCGAGGACCCCACUGCUGCGAGUUCACCUCCACGCCGCGGACACUCUGAGCAGAACAUGCCGCCCAGCAUGCAGAUCACGCCCCCGGUCGGCGACCCGGCCCAGGGCCAGCCGCAGGGCCAGCCGCAGGGCCAGGCGCAGGGCCAGGACGGCGUCGUGGCCGAGUUCUACCGCGGCGCCAACGUCUUCAUGACGGGCGCCACCGGCUUCAUGGGCAAGGUGCUGCUGGAGAAGCUGCUGCGCUCGUGCCCGGACCUCGGCACCGUCUACGUCCUCAUCCGGCCCAAGAAGAACCAGAUGCCGGAGCAGCGCAUGGAGGCCGUCUUCGACUGCCCGCUGUUCCAGAGGCUGCGCGAGGAGCGUCCCAAGUUCCGGCACCAGGUGGUCGCCGUGGCCGGGGACUGCUCGCAGCCGGACCUGGGGCUGUCCAAGGAGGACCGUGCCACCCUCAUCGACAAGGCCAACGUCAUCUUCCACUGCGCCGCCACCGUCCGCUUCGACGAGGCCCUCGACGUGGCCGUCAACAUCAACGUGCGCGGCACCCGCUGCGUCCUGGACCUCGCCAGGGAGGCCAAGAACCUCAAGGUGGUGAUGCACGUGUCCACGGCCUACGCCAACUGCCCGCGCUCGGACAUCGACGAGGUGCUGUACGACGUGCCGCUGGACUGCGACCGCGUGGCCCAGAUCGUCGAGGCGGCUGACGAGAAGCUCCUGGAACGCAUCACGCCCUCCCUGAUCGACGUGUGGCCCAACUCAUACGCCUUCACCAAGGCCCUGGGCGAGAACGUCGUCAAGACCCACGGCGCCGGCUUGCCCAUCGGCGUCUUCAGGCCGGCCAUCGUCGUCAACUCCGCCCACGAGCCCAUGCCGGGCUGGAUCGACAACCUGUACGGCCCCGGCGGCGUGGUGCUGGCCUCCGGCAGCGGCAUCAUGCACACGCUCAACGCGGGCAAGAAGUGCAUCGCCGACCUGGUGCCCGUCGACAUGGCCGUCAACGCCCUGCUCGUCGCCGCCUGGGAGACGGCCACCGCGAGCACCGAGGUGCGGAGCUCGCAGCCCGGCAAGGUGCCCAUCUACAACUACGUCUCGUCCGUGGAGAACAGGCUGACCUGGGGCACCUUCAUGGCGCUCACGUCCAAGUGGGGCUGGAUCACGCCCGCGCAGCAGGCCAUCUACCCCUACUCGCUGAUCCUGUGCGACUGGCGGAUCACCCACACCAUCCUCACCUACCUCCUGCACUUCCUGCCCGCCCUGUUCGUCGACAUCGUCUGCAUGCUCACCGGGAGCAAGUUCAGGAUGAUCAAGAUCUACAAGAAGAUCCACAAGUUCUCCGACGUGAUCGCCUACUUCGCGACCAGGGAGUGGAGCUUCCACAACGGCAACGUCCGCUCCAUGUGGCAGCGGCUCAGUCCGACGGACCAGAAGGAGUUCUACUUCGACAUCAGUUCGCUGGACUGGGACUCGUACUUCCACGACUACGUCCUGGGCAUGCGGCUGCACAUGUUCAAGGAGGACCUCAAGAACGUGGAGCAGGCGCGCGCCAAGCACAGGAAGAUGUGGGUGGGCCACGCCGCCGUGCAGAUCGUGACCGCCCUGGUGGUGCUGCGAGUGUGCUGGGCGCUGCUGUCCUGGUUGGUGCCGGGGCUGGGGUCCGUGGGGUCCCUCCUGGGGAUGACCGAGCCCGUCUUGACCGCCGUGCAGGCCAGCAGCUAGUAGCCUCUGCCGCGGCCACCUCGCCACCUCACUGCCCCCAAGGUCAUGCCGAGUCAAGCUCACGGCCAAGAGCACGGAAACCAGUCGGGCUGCGGGGCUGCGGGGCUGCGGGCGCGAAAAAACAACUGAGAUUUCCACCGACAGAGCGCGCCGAUGCCGCUGCGCGCCUAGAGACCACGGUGCGGACGCGGCGCCGCGGCGGCUGGACGGCGGGCCACAUUCAAAACACGUUGACGAGCCCCUCCCCGCUGGGCCAUGCCGGGCCACGCUGGGCCCGCGACGGACAGACGGACCUCGAUUCCGAGAGUCUGGUGCAGUCACAACUCAAUGUAAAUGUCUCUCUGUGUGUAUAUGUAUAAGAAUGUAUGAGUGUAUCUAUGUGUGAGUGUUUUAUGUAUGUGUGAGUGCUGCGUGCGUGCGUUUGUGUGUCACAUCACGAUUUUGAUUGUCAUUCAUCGUGGACCGGCGGCUGUUUUGUAGAGGCAUUGCGCAUCCCGGGGGCGCCACUCGAUGGGAAUGUGGACUAUGACUUGAGACUAGAUUGUCUGACUGUGACUAAUUUCAAUGGUGACUUUUUUGACUUGUCCCUGACAUUUUGACUUGUCCCUAACAUUUUGACUUGUCUCUGACUUUUUGACUUUUCUGCGGACUUUAUAGACUUUUUGGUGCCUUUUUAGACUUUUCUGAAGGCGUAUCGUGGCGUCAACCCCUUGAAUGGAGGCAAUAUCUCUCCGAAAAUGAGAAGAAAUGACUUUUUUGAAUCUAUGAGUGGAGUGACGUUUUGACUUUUAAUGACGUUUUUUAAAUUUAAAAAUGACUUGUUCGGGCCUCGGACAGUGACUUUUGAAAGUGGCGCCCCCCUCAGCGCAUCCUCAGCGUCCUUGAUGUGCUUCCAAACGGAUUAGCAUUUAGCAGCACCUUGGCGACGCAUGGAGAUGUUGUGUAAAUUAUUUGAGUGUAAAUACAUAGCAAAUUUGUGGAGAAAACGGGUGUCACAAGACAGCAUUCAGUCCACGUCAAAGUCACAUUCAUAUUUUUCGUUCUCAUUGUUCCCAUAAAACAAGACAGGGUUGUCACUGUUACUAGUUUUGGCAUUUUGUAAAUAAGACCCGGUGUAAUAUAUUAAAAUAAAUUACAAAAAUUAUUCAAACCUGA